AGUGAAUCAAUAAAUAGUAUAAAGUAGCUGGAAAUAGAAAAAUUUUUUGUGUAAGCCCCUUGCUGUCAUUUUUCGCGUUCAUACAACUCCAUUUGUAGUUAUCUAAUCGACCAAUAUGGAAGCAAAACGAUUAAAUAUAUAGAAACUUUGUGUUAAGUAAUCGCGAAUACAGUUUUUAAUAAACAAAAAUGCCAGUUGACAUUCAUGAUCAUAUGCAUGAUCAUAUUCAUGUAAAUGAAAAUGCUCUUGUGAAAAAAGAUGACCACCGCCAAAUGAAACAAAUGUUUGCUGGCGGGUUAUCAGCUGCAUUAACUCGUACCGCAUCUCAACCUUUAGACGUACUUAAAGUUCGUUUUCAGCUUCAAAUAGAACCUGUAAAAGAAACAAAAACUUCUACAAUUUCAAAAUACCGAAGUAUAAGUCACGCUGUAUCAACAAUAUAUAAAGAAGAGGGCUUCUUAGCGUUGUGGAAAGGUCACAAUCCUGGACAAGUUCUAAGUAUAAUGUUUGGAAUUGCACAAUUUUGGUCAUUUGAGCAAUUCAAAUUGAUAGCAAAAGAACAAGAAUAUUUGAAGAAUUCACCUAAUGCCGUUAAUUUUAUAUGCGGUGCCUUUUCUGGUGGUAUAGCAACUUUUUGUGCUCAACCUUUGGAUGUUCUAAGAACUCGUCUGAUAGCGCAAGAUCAUGGUGAAGGUUAUCGUAAUUCAUUUCAUGGUAUGAGUAAUAUUAUAAAAACCGAAGGUAUACGUGGCCUAUAUAGAGGUAUAAAUCCGUCUUUAAUACAAAUUAUGCCAUUGAUGGGGACAAAUUUUAUGGUGUAUAAAAUGCUUAAAGAUGUAAUAGCUAAAACCUUAAAAAUUGAUCCAGUUGAAAUACCAUCUUUAGCUUUAAUGAUUAUAGGAGGUAUCAGUGGAACUGUAUCUAAAACUAUAGUUUAUCCAUUUGAUUUGGUUAAAAAGAGGCUUCAAAUUCAAGGGUUUCACAAGCAUCGUAAAACUUUUGGUAAAAAUGUUGAAUACAACAGUAUCUUGCAUUGUUUUCGUUUAACUGUUGCUCAAGAAGGUUUUUUAGGGCUUUUCAAAGGAAUGACACCAACAUUAUUGAAAUCGGGUUGGGUAACCGCUUUAAAUUUUUGUUUUUAUGACAAAAUUAUCGAUAUUUUACACUGAUAUUAUCGGUUUACAUCAAGAAAGAUUCUGCAUCACAAAUCUUAGAAAUCUUAAUUUUUAUUUUAUUUAUUUUGACUACUUAAAUAUAUUUUUUUUUCCAACAAAUUUAAUUUAUUUUUACAUACUAUAAAGAAAAUUUAGUUUUAUAUACUACA
Condylostylus longicornis is the source of this 1324-nucleotide messenger RNA. RefSeq names its product mitochondrial thiamine pyrophosphate carrier-like. Gene Ontology annotation, molecular function: thiamine transmembrane transporter activity. Bases 189 to 1169 code for a protein of 326 amino acids. The record is from RefSeq and is a predicted model, not a curated record. The transcript has a single exon. Gene Ontology annotation, biological process: thiamine pyrophosphate transmembrane transport. Gene Ontology annotation, cellular component: mitochondrial inner membrane. Lineage: Eukaryota; Metazoa; Arthropoda; Insecta; Diptera; Dolichopodidae.